Molecule: messenger RNA, 1829 nt
Organism: Polypterus senegalus (gray bichir)
Lineage: Eukaryota; Metazoa; Chordata; Cladistia; Polypteriformes; Polypteridae
Gene: gtf2h4
Product: general transcription factor IIH, polypeptide 4
Exons: 14
Coding region: 203-1567 (454 amino acids)
Biological process (GO): nucleotide-excision repair
Cellular component (GO): transcription factor TFIIH core complex; transcription factor TFIIH holo complex
Molecular function (GO): ATPase activator activity; double-stranded DNA binding
Source: RefSeq, a predicted model, not a curated record
CAGAAAACCUUGCGUACGAAAACGUCAACAUGGCUGUAUAGUAUAGUAUAGUGAAGUGCUUAGGUUUUAUUGUUAAGUGCUAGAAACAUUGAAUGUUAGACAUUGAAAAAAAAUUAUGUUUCUUUAAUUUUAUAAGGAAUAUUCGAGUAAGUUGACCGAUGAAAAUCAGUUACUUUGGUUGUUGUUUUCUUCAAGAGAAGCCAUGAAGCUACGAGUGCACCUGCGCUGUAAGAAUCUCCAUGAAUUUCUUAAAGAGCUUAGCCAGCAUGUGUUAGAUCGCCUCUACAACCAUCCUGCGACUUGCUUGGCAGUGUUCAGGGAGCUCCCCCCACUGGCUAAAAACUAUGUGAUGCGAAUGUUGUUUCUUGAUCAACCUCUCCCACAAGCUGCAGUCUCAUUGUGGAUUAAAAAAGACAAUCACAAGGAGCAUGAGGACUGUACCUCUGUACUCAGUGGUCUCAGACUGUGGCACACUCAGCUGCUCCCUGGUGGUCUUCAAGGUUUAAUCCUUAACCCUGUCUUUAAAGAAAAUCUCCGCAUUGCAUUGCUAGGAGGUGGUAAAGCCUGGACAGAUGACACAACUCAGCUGGGGCCAGACAAACAUGCCAGAGACAUCGAGUCAUUAGACAAGUAUGCCAUGGAAAGGUGGGAGGUAAUUCUGCACUUCAUGGUGGGAUCUCCUAGUGCUGCUGUUAGCCAGGACUUGGCACAGCUGCUUAUCCAGGCUGGCCUCAUGAAGAGUGAGUCUGGAGAAGCUCCAUGCAUCACCUCUGCUGGUUUCCAGUUCCUUCUGUUAGACACUGCAUCUCAGUUAUGGUACUUCAUGCUGCAAUAUCUGAAGACAGCAGAGGCUCGAGGAAUGGAUCUUGUUGAAAUCUUGUCAUUUCUAUUCCAGCUCAGUUUUUCCACACUUGGUAGGGACUAUUCUGUGGAGGGGAUGAGUGACUCCUUACUUAACUUUCUGCAGCAUCUUCGUGAAUUUGGAUUGGUUUUUCAGCGCAAGAGAAAAUCUAGACGGUACUAUCCAACCCGUUUAGCCAUCAACCUAGCUUCAGGAGUGUCAGGCACUUCAGUUGACGCCCAUACACAAGGCUUUAUCGUUGUUGAUACUAAUUACCGGAUAUAUGGGUACACAGAAUCUGCAUUGCAAAUUGCAUUGGUGGCAUUGUUUUCUGAAAUGCUUUGUCAUUUCCCAAACUUCGUGGUGGCACAAGUUACCAGAGAAAGUGUCCAGCAGGCUAUAGCAAAUGGCAUCACUGCAGAACAGAUCAUUCAUUUUCUAAGAACAAGAGCUCAUCCAAUUAUGUUGAAACAGGUGCCUGUAUUGCCUCCUACACUAACUGACCAGAUCAGGUUAUGGGAGCUAGAAAGAGACAGAUUACAGUUUAAUGAAGGAGUCUUGUACAACCAGUUCUUAUCACAAGUGGAUUUUGAAGUACUACGGAAUCAUGCUAGAGACCUUGGUGUUCUUGUUUGGGAAAACCCUCAGAAGAGACUCAUGGUGGUCACUCCAGCUGGGCAUUCUGAUGUUAAGAAGUUUUGGAAAAGACAGAAGCAUACACCUUGAAGAUAUAAAUUAACUUCUUAAAUGUGUAUCUUUUCUUAGCCAAUAUGAGGUUAAUCAUUUAAGGUUUAUGAGAAUUAAUAAUGAAUGUUCCUGCUUCUAAAUGAUUCUGAAACCCAUUUAUUUCAGAUUUCACAAUAUACAUUUUGACAGAUUUUCAGUAGUAUAUGUUGUCAUUCCAAGUGGCAUUCUUAAGUAUUGUAUUGUCUUCUAAAAUAUUUUUUAUUCUACUUUAUUUAAAAUAAACUGAAAAAUUUAAAAAGUG